Molecule: messenger RNA, 336 nt
Organism: Dibothriocephalus latus
Lineage: Eukaryota; Metazoa; Platyhelminthes; Cestoda; Diphyllobothriidea; Diphyllobothriidae
Source: the annotation of a GenBank genome assembly
AUGGUGCCUGCCCUGCAAAAGAGCGUCUCCCCUUUCAUCCGCUCUCGCUCCACCUACGUGAUGGAACAUCUGUUGAACAUUGCCAUACCAAAUCACAUCCUCUGGCUGCUCGGUUUUUACGCUUUUUUCCAUUCCUACCUAAAUGUGGUAGCUGAACUGCUGAAAUUUGGGGAUCGCCGCUUCUACGAGGAUUGGUGCGUUUAUUUCACUCUCUCCUUUGCCUUUUCAUUAGGAAUUCCACCUCCGUCCAGUCCUUCUGGUCAUCAUGGAACAUUCCAGUUCAUCGGUGGUGUCGAAGGUAAAUGCCUAUAUAUGGCCUUCCUAGGCCCCAUCUAA